AUGAAUGAGAAGCUGAGCGCAAGCGAGUUUUAUAGGCUCAGUCAUGAGUACUCAGAGCAUGCUCAUCAAUUGCUUAGGGAUGUAAGUACCGAGCAGCAGAUGCAGCAGUACCAGACCCUAAUAUACCACGCGAUUCAUGCGUUGAUCUGCACCAAGGAGCAGUUUCAACUCAGCGCUGAGCAAGAUGUUACAGUCACAUUAGAGCUCUGCAAUCUAUUGGUUCAAGAAACAGUUGAGUUCGACCUUGCAGAAACAUAUUUGUCUAGUGUGAAAGAGCGGCUUCAUGCUACUGACCUUCUACACGAAAAGAUGCUAGUCGAAGAAGCGCUCGUUCGAGUAGCUAAGAUGCGAGGAUCAUCCCAGCACCUUAAAGACUCACUGCGUAAUGUCAAUGCAACCUUAAGCGACCUUGAUGGCUCGAACUCGGCGUGGCACCUUUACUUCUCUUUUCUUAGAAUUGAGCUGAUAUCAAUGAUUUCACCAUCGGAUCAGCGGAUACUUCGAUUGUUUGAAGAGCUGAUACAAAGCAGCAGAGACGCCCCACCUUUUCAUUUAUUCAUCAUGUGUUCUUAUCUUGGCUACUGUCUUGAUCAACACUUAAGCGUGCCAAUGCAUUAUCUUCAGGAGCUUGCAACGCUAUCUGACUCUGAAGCACCACCACCGCUCAAGCUGUGGAAGCAUUUGAUAGAGCUUUUGGUUCUUAUGCAAAUCGACUCAAAUAUUACAGGGAAGCUUUCUGAGUUUAAGGAGUUUGUUACUAUUCACAAAAAGGUCUUGACUAGCCCGAGUUUCAAUUUGAGGCUUGACAACAAGGUCGAAAUCACUUUGAAUAGCUUGGUUUUUCGUUACAAAGAUUUUAAGAAUAUUAUACUGUUAUUCCAAAGCAUUAGCUAUCUGACCAACUGUUAUGACAAGAAAGCCAAUUUCUCCACCAGGUUUCUCCCGAAAGUUAAGAAGGCUGCAACAGAGCUACUCGAUUCCGCUGAAGACGCAAAUAUCCUGGCGAUAAACAACAUGCGUUCUUUCUACAAACGGAUGCUAGACCUAUGUCACUACUAUACCUGCUUCGAAGGUCUGAUCCUAGAAGGCGUUUGCGAAGAAGUAACGGAUGAAACCGAAUACGCAGCCUUGAUAAACGCCAUGAAACUCCAGCUGGCCAAAAAUUCUGAAGGAGCCCUACAAGCAUAUUCCAAAAUAAUAGAUUCCAAAUUUUCAACUGAAUUCAGGCUAAUAGGAAUGUUAAAUUGUUUCGUUAUCAAAGUUGCUACAAUGAGCAAACAUGGAGGUACCGUAGCCUUCGAUGACUACCAAAAGGUUAAUGAAAUCUGGGCGUCCAUCACACAUCUUGUUGACUCGCACGAAUUCCGCAUGAACCAAACUUGGCAGUGCACUUUGGUUGUGAUUUGGAUAGCGACUCACUUUCACCCAUUUACUAACGCCCAGUUGUCUCGAGAGAAUGAUGCGGACUAUCUUGAAAAACUCAAAUGGUUUCACUCGGCCAACAGCUAUUGCAAGGUUGCAAGCAGUUCAUCGCAUGGAAGCGUCAACAACGAGGAAAAACCUAAAGCACCUGCGCUCAAAAAAGCUUUGUUACUGCUUUUUCUUCUGAACUACAUUGCUGGUGCUACUGUGGUUCACGACUUGGGAGAAAAGUGUCAGAUUUCCAACGCUUGCUUUUACCUCGGACAGCAACAACAAAUGCCACUUAUGAGAUACCUUGCAGGUCUGUCGCAUUUACUGAAUUGCGGCCUUGCUAUGAAAAGCAAGGAUGUUGCCAUAACGAGAUCUAAGUUGAAGGAACUGGUUGAAAACUUGUUAAAGUCUGGUUUUGAGCUGGCUCAAUAA
Messenger RNA from Lachancea thermotolerans CBS 6340, 1845 nucleotides. It is a transcript of the gene SCC4, whose product is annotated as cohesin-loading factor complex subunit SCC4. The transcript has a single exon. The record is from RefSeq and is a predicted model, not a curated record. The coding region runs from base 1 to 1845 and encodes 614 amino acids. NCBI's taxonomy places the organism in Eukaryota, Fungi, Ascomycota, Saccharomycetes, Saccharomycetales, Saccharomycetaceae. Gene Ontology annotation, biological process: mitotic sister chromatid cohesion.